This is a messenger RNA of Cotesia congregata, 2952 nucleotides long. The record is from the annotation of a GenBank genome assembly. Lineage: Eukaryota; Metazoa; Arthropoda; Insecta; Hymenoptera; Braconidae.
AUGAGCAAGAGUGUGGAAUUACUUUCUGGUUCCGAGGACGGUGAACAAGGGCAAGAAGAAGACAGAUCUCAUUUAAAUUUAAACGGUAAUAGGCAGUUGUCACGAAGUGCCACAGAAUUACGAGUUAAUAAUGAAGAGUUGUCGACGGGCAGGGCGUCUUCGGCCCAACCCUCCCAGCACAGACACUCGCAUGUCCAGCAACACCAUCACCACCACCGGCACGUAGCAUCGGUCGCCCAGAGGACCCAGACCUUCUUCGCGACCCUAAAAAACCGGUGGGCAAGGGCUCGCAGCAAAGAGCGCAAAAAAGCUAAGGAUGCUCACGAUUCGACUCACAGUGUUGGUGUAGAGUCUGAUUAUGCUGCCGAUUAUUCUUCCGAGCACAGCAAAAGCUCUUCCACCACUCACAGUCCGGCUAAAAUUGCACUCAAUCAUCCAGAAUCUCCUCUGGCCCGUGGAAAAUCAUCCCUCGAAGACAGUCCGGGAAGAUGCAGCGACAACUCAUCGAAACUGUCAGCCCGAGCAUCCCGCGAGGCUCAAGACCCCCAAGACCCCAUGUCAGGAUCUUCAUCAGCAGUUCCUUCGACGUAUGAGAGUUCUCAGUCAAAUGAAUUAGCACGGCGACGCGAAUUGGCAUUGAGACAGCAUGCAUUUUUCCAGCUGCGUAUGCACAUUCGCCGAGGUGCCAAUCUCGUGGCUAUGGAUCGAUGCGGGGCAAGUGAUCCUUAUGUUAAGAUAAAAUGCUGCGGUAGAUUGUUACAUAAAUCUCGGACAGUAUUCGAUUACGAUUGGGGUCUACAAGAUGAUUUCAUGGGCGCGGCGCCGCUGGAUCUCACGCAAUUCGAUUUAGGACAACCUCAUGAUAUUACUUUGAAGCUGAAAGACCCAGCAAGACCGCAAGUUCAUCUUGGAGAGAUAUUCUUAACUGUCACUCUGUGGCCGAGAAACCAGCAAGAAAAAGAGCAGAACCAACUGGGAAAUAAUAAUGACAAAAAAGAGUGUGAUGACAAAGUUAGUCAUGAACAUUUCUUCACGAGUGACGCAAUGAGCGACGACAUAGAAAGAGAUGAAAAAAAAGAAGAAGUUAGUUUGAGAAAUAUUGACGACAAAAGUAAACUUGAAGAAGAAGAAGAAGAAGAAGAAGAAGAAGAAAAAAAUGGAAACGAGGAAGAAGACAAAAAAUUGACGAGAAGAAAAAAUGUCGGGAAGAGAAGAUACGGACUGAACAUGGACGAGGUACAAAGACAUAAAAAGUCGGUCCAGGCUUUCAAACAGUCGCUGGAAAAAAGGGUGGAAAGUAUUAUGGAGAAAAUAAUAGAGGAUAGGGUCGAGAGGAUUCUAGAGGAGAAGGCAGAUAAACAUCCCUGGUUGCAGCCGAUUGAGACCUGGAUUGUGGAUAAAUGCAAGAAGGAUGUAAAGAAGGACAGGUUGCCCUUGAUUUCUAAGGAGUCCGAGGGCAAGGAGGAUUCCAAGGGCAAAAAGGGAGAACUUGAUGUGGAGUUUAAAAAUAGUGGCGAGCAUGAGGAGUUCAUUAAAAUAAUAUCCACGCCGGUUCCUGUUAUUGAGAUUCAUGAUAAACAUAGUGGAGAAAAUAAACACACGCCUGAUUUUAUUGAUAGACUCAAGGAAGGAUGGAAAGAGAAAGUUGAGGAUGUUACGAGGCCAAAAGUUUAUUACCUAUGGACAUCGACGGCCUUUCGGAUCCUUACAUUGGGAACUGAAAAAUACAAAUCAAAGGUCGUGAACAAGACGGUAAACCCCGUGUGGCUUGAGCAGUUCGACCUCCAUCUGUACGAGGACCCUUAUCUGGGUCAGGAACUGGAGGUUACGGUAUGGGACCGAGACAAGGGUCACCAAGACGACUUGAUGGGCAGAACGACCAUUGACUUAGCGGGAUUGGAGCGCGAAACGACCCAUAGGAUUUGGAAAGAACUGGAAGAUGGGGCUGGAAGUAUUUUUUUAUUACUCACUAUCAGCGGUACGACUGCCAGCGAAACUAUUAGUGAUCUUGCUGCCCAUGAAGAAACUCCUCAGGAACGCGGUCGGGUCGAAGAUAGAUAUUCCCUCUGGAAUUCGUUGCAAAGACCCCGAGAUGUUGGGCAUCUUACUGUUAAAGUCUACAGAGCACAAGGGCUUGCUGCCGCUGACUUAGGAGGAAAAAGUGAUCCUUUUUGUGUCCUGGAAUUAGUCAAUUCACGGUUACAAACUCAGACUGAGUACAAAACUCUGGCACCCAAUUGGCAGAAAAUUUUUACUUUCAACGUCAAAGACAUAAAUUCGGUAUUAGAGGUGACAGUGUACGACGAGGACCGUGAUCAUAAAGUUGAAUUUUUGGGCAAAAUAGCAAUUCCAUUACUGAAAAUCCGGAACGGUGAAAAGAGAUGGAGCUGCUGGGAAUGGGAGAGUAAAAUGCGGAGUAUUGUUGCACUUGUACUGUUUGUCCUCGGGUGCUAUUACUUUGAGCCUUAUAUGAUUCCUGUCGCAGCACUGCUGAUUAUGCUUAAAUAUUGCUGCGAAGAGAAGAAAAGUCUAAAAGAGCGAUUGCAAGCAAUUCAAGAAGUGACUCAGACAGUUCAAAACUCAAUUGGUUAUAUCGCGAGUCUCUGUGAGCGAGUUAAAAAUCUCUUCAACUUCACCGUACCUUACCUGAGUUACCUGGCGAUGAUCCUAACUGUUCUUGGUAGCAUUGUGUUGUAUUUGGUGCCCAUACGUUACUUAAUUUUGGCCUGGGGAGUCAAUAAGUUCUUCAGGAAACUUCUGAGGCCCCACUCGAUUCCAAACAAUGAGAUCCUGGAUCUUAUUUCUAGAUUGCCUGAUGAUGAAGAUCUCCUUAAUUACAGAGAGUUAAAACCAAUGCCAACAGCAGAUUGUGAAAAAGCGUCAACAUCAAGUCCCAGCAGUAAUGCAACGUCAAGAAGAGAACAAAGAAAAAGACAUAACAAAGCUGCGUAA